UGCGUGCUGUAGCUGCUGGUGCAUCACUUUUAGAAAAAUCAGCAGCUAUAGUGUUAGGGUCUCCCCUUACCCUUGCUGUUCCCCAUGCUGUCUCUGCCUUGUUAAAUUGCAGGAAAACUCAACACUUGUCCUCUCCAAGGUUAUCUUCUUAUGAACGCACUAUUCUAGCUGCUAAUAAUGUUACUAUUGUUCGUUGUAAUGUUUUAAACCCUGCUUCUCUUUUACCUUUACCGCACGAUGGAGAUACUACUGCAUUACUCAGACAGAUCAGGUAUUUACCCCGCGUCCACAUCCCAGAGAUACACCUCUAGUUAACCCUGAUUGUAUUUUUUUUUGUAGACGGCUCAUGCAAAAGAGACGUGACUGGGCAACUUCGUGCUGGGUUUGCCGUAUGUUCACCACAUGCAGUCAUUGAAGCUCACAGUCUUCCUGGUAUCCGGAGCGCGCAACAAGCAUUGUGGAUUCCUUACCUCUUCUGGGUCUCCUAUUUCUCAUGCUCCUUUAAUUAAUGCCUUGCUGGAUGCUAUUUUACUCCCUAAACAGAUUUCCGUUAUGCACUGUAAAGCUCAUACAGGAGGUUCUGAUGAUGUGAGCCAAGGAAAUGCUUGUGCAGAUAAACAUACGCAGCAUGCAGCCCUUGAUGGUACCCCACUUGCCAGUCCCUUUUGUUUAGUCCUUGAUCUUUCAACCUCUAACAUUUCUCUUCUCCAGGAUGCAGCUCCAGAAUCCGAAAAACAUGCGUGGCUUUCUGCCGGCUGUAUCUUACAUUCUGAUACCUUGUGGAAGUCUCCUGACGGGAGCAUCAUUGCCCCUAAAACCCUUGUCCCUCAUCUUGCACGCGCAUCCCAUGAAAUGGGACAUGUGUGCAAAAGGGGGGUAGCAGAAAACAUUUUAAGAUACUGGUACGCACCCACUAUACAUGCAGUAGCGAAAAGGAUCUCACAAACUUGUGCGAUAUGCUUGCAACAUGGAAUUAGCAAACCCACAUAUGUCCAGGCUAGUGCCACUCCCUGGUCUUAUGGACCAUUUCAAAACUUACAAGUAGAUUUCAUUGAUUUACCGCCUAGCAAAGGGUUCAAGCAUGUCCUUGUUAUCGUGUGUCACUUCAGUGGGUGGACAGAAGCUUACCCCACUAGAAGAGCAGAUGCAGUCUCUGUAGCAAAGGAAUUAAUGACCGAAUUGAUUCCACAAUUUGGCAUACCACUUACAUUAGAUUCAGAUCAGGGACCGCAUUUUACUUCUCAAAUCCAAAAGGUUCUUAGUAAAGCUUUAGGAUUUUCAUGGCAAUUUCAUACACCCUAUCAUCCAGCAAGCUCAGGGAAGGUAGAACGCAUUAACCAAGAUAUUAAAUCAAAAUUACCCAAACUUUGUAAACAAACUGGACUUUCUUGGCCUGACAUUCUUCUGAUUGUGCUAAUGCACCUCAGGAACAUGCCUAAUAGAAAACAUGGACUUACGCCAUAUGAAAUUUUAUUUGGUAGACCUAUGAACGUGGGUUUAAACCCUAUCAUAGAGAUUAAAGCAGUAGAUCUGUUAGAAGGUCAUGAAAGUGUGUUAAGUUAUUGCAAAGGACUCAUGAAGACUUUCAAAGCUUUAUUUCCACAGGUCAGUGCAGCUUUACCCAUUCCAACUGAUGUUCCCUGCCAUGCUUUGAGACCUGGUGAAUGGGUUCUAGUAAAGGAAUUUUGCCGAAAAGACUGCCUGCAACCCAUACUGCCGUAAAGGUUGAUGGAAGAUCUGCCUGGAUACACACAUCUCAUUGCAAAAGGACAUUAACACCAAAGAAAGAAGAACAAAUCAACCCAGAACCAGCCCAGCUGGAAUUAGAUCCCACUCAAAAGGAAACUGAGGAAGAAGGUCUUCAAGAAACGAGUGCAGAUACCCCUCACCUUGUUGCACCCCCUCACAACUAUAACCUUCGUCCUAGAAGACAAGCCAAGAAAAGGUAACUAAUCAGUGUUAUUAACACCAAGGUGAACUCAGACAACGAAACCCAGAAGAAUUGCCUGCAGAGGCAAACCAAACAAUACUUGCCAACAUGACUGUUAAGUUUAUUAUGGCUACAGUGCUACUUAAUGUAGCCGUAUUAGGUGCCCCUAACACAUACCUUGGUCUGCUACAAAAGGUAUCAAUAGCCCUAAACGUCUCAGAUUGCUGGGUGUGUGGUCUUAGUCCUAGGGCUCAUAGCGAAGGAUUUCUUAUGAUACCUCGCCCCUUGAGUUUAGAAAGUUUAACUGUGCGGUGGGCAGACCCAAAUAAUGCCACUUGGACUGAUGCAAGGUACCUUACGGUGAUUUCUUUACAGGGAGAAAUGUGUUGGGUACACAACUACUCCCAACAAAAUUUUUAUUCAGUGGGAAAUAGUAGUUGUAAACAUUAUGAUAUGGGAAAAGGAGUGUGGAUGAACAAUCAUACUAAAGAGAGAACAUGGUGCCAAAGUUUUAAUGGAUGGUAUAGCCCAAAUAACCAGAUUAGCGGAACUGGAGCAAUAUCCUGCAAACCAAUGAAGUGGUCACGUAUCACCAUAUGGGAAUGUUUUAUUUUAGGAGGCCAUUGCUAUAGAGAUGGCACCAUAAAGUCAGCAUCUCCUGACAGUUUGGGAAGGCCAUCUCCUAUUGGAGGUCGGUUUACCCUAGACUGGUAUGAAGGCUCCUUUAGUAAUAACCAGGCCCUGCAAGGAACCUAUUGGGUAUGCGGGACUAAAGCCUACCAUCAGCUACCACCAAAUUGGUUCGCAUCUUGUUAUCUAGCCUGGCUAACCCCUCCAGUCAGAGUUACAAAAGUUCUGCCUCCAGGGCAUCACCGAAAUAAAAGAGAAAGCCCCGAGAGAGCAGAUUGAGAACGAGAUGCGAUAGCUACCCUUGAAACUUAUAAAAAUCCUUCAACCGUGGGAAAAUGAAUAGGGUGUUCUGUAGCAGGAAUAUUUCCACUAGUUACCGGUCCAGCUGUCUCCUGUUUGGGAAGAUAUACCCUGCAACUACAAGCGGUAGUUGAAAUAUUGGCCCUAGAAACUGAAACUGCCAUAACCAGUCUGGGAAACGCUAUAAAGAUCAUAGCCCGAAAUCAAGAUAAUUUACGACUAAUGGUUAUGCAGAACCGAUUAGCCCUUGACUAUGUUUUAGCAUCUGAAGGGGGUGCCUGUGCUGUAAUAGGCCAAGAGUGUUGCACUUAUGUAAAUAGUACCUUUGACUUAGUAGAAAACCAAGUUAAUAAUGCGAUGGUUCAUGCUGCAAAAGCCGCUGAAGCAGCCUUCGUUCCCAAAGUUUCUUCAGUAGAUUGGUUUGCUUGGUUAGAUCCUAGGGGAUUAUUCAAAGGUCUGCUUGGGAAAAUAAUGUCUGCUUUGUGUAUGGUUUUAAUUUUAGGGUUAAGUUUGUAUGUGAUUGUGCAGCUAGUUUUAUGUUGCACAAAGUUGUGUGUUAAAAAGGCUGAACAAACUAUCUAAAGAAAUGGUUAAAAACAUGGUGUUAGAACUAAGAAAUAAUCAAAUAAAGCAAGAGAAACUAUGGACAGACCUGUGCCAAAUAGAAAUAGAGUGAUCCUCCUUCGGAAGGAUCAAAUGGGUGAAAUGAAGGGGAAAAACAAAAUGGUUCCAGUCUGCCAUUUUGUUUGUGAGCAAGUCAUGUAGCCAGGUCAUGACCUUGCUGUUACAGACUGGUUUAAACUAGUUUUUUUUUUUCUCCAGUAACAAGUUGAAGACAUGUGCAGACUUGUCUGAGUGAUGGCUAAUGUUGAUUGGUUUAUACUGUUGCUAUGCUUAUGACGUCACGUUUUCUAUAUUACCGCCUCACUGCCUAUGCUCAGAGUCAGACCUCAUGGCAAAAUUCUGAAUUCGUGUAUGACACUGACCAGGAAUGCUUUCUUUAUUAAACUAAGUCUUUAAAUUUCAAUCGGCUGGUUCAUUUGAGCCUCCACCCAACGAACCAGGGGACGAAGUUUUCCCCUACACUGCCCAAGGGAGCCCAUCGCCCCAGACGCACUUUCUUUCCCCAGGAGCUGAAAGGCCCCUGCGGGUACCGGCACCAGCAGCUGGAGCUGAAGGUGCUGCGGGCCCACCUGGCAGCCCAGGAACAGGACACAGAGGUACUCCUGUCCCGGUAGGUGUGGGGCUGGGAGGGACCGGGCUGUUCCCGGGGUGUGGCGCAGGGCUUGGGGCUGAACCCAGGGCCCGUCCCUGCUUCUGCGCGACUCUCUCUUUGGGGAAGGGCUGUUUUGUGGGACGGCGUCGUCAGUCUCCCUGAGCCCAAAAAUGUGUUUUGUCACCACAGUGCUUGGCAAAGGGAAGAGGAGCUCCUGGUGAGUUUGGUGGGGCUGAGGCCGGCAGGGCCGUGGGGCAAGGGAGGGAGCAGGCUGAGGCUGAGCUUGGCCAGCUGGGUAAAUCCAAGAGGAUGUGAAAGCAGGGAACAGAGUCCUGGCACCUUGCAUGUGGGGACAGGUGGGGCCUGGCUGGUGCCUCAGGCUGUGUCGCUGUUGGGUGCUGAGGCCUGAUAUGCUCGGUGCAGCCAUGGGCAUGAUGUGAUGGGCUGGGGCGAUUCUGGUGCAGACUCAAGUGGAGGAGCUCAGGAGGGAGAAUUGCGCCCUGGUGCUGGCCCUCCAGGGGCAGAGGAAGUAGGGCCAUGACAUGGAGGACCGCCCCAUGGAGGUGAGCCUGCCCUGUAUGCCCCUGCCCAGGGAGAGGGGGAGUGUGUGUGUGCCUGUGUGUGCCCAGGGAAGGCUGUGCCCCACUGUACCAGGCCUGCACUCGAGGGGCCGGGUGCUGCCCUGGCUCUGUGGGUGGAGGUCUUGUGUGUGCAGUGCUGGGCACCAUGUGAGCCUUGCGGGUGUCACACUGUAGGACUGGUGGGGUGAUAGGUCUGUGCUGCACCGACCUCCCCUGCUUCAUGGAUGGCUGUCCCCUGCCAUAGCCACCCCCCAUCCUCUGCCAGGGGCCAGCUCUGGGCCAGGGGCUUGCAUUUUGUCCUCACUGCCGUAUGCUUUCUCCUUUGCAACAGCCUCCCGUGGAGGGGACAGCGGAGGUGUGCUGCCCAGCCUGGGAGGCAUAAGUGGGGCACAGAGAGGGGAGUGUGAGGAGCAUUAGCACCCACCAGGACAAGGGGGCAGGGUCCCAAGUGCAUGCUGGGACCCAGACCAUCCUUCCCCCAAGACCAGAAGCCAGCACCCAGGCAGAGGGCCCCCACCUGGUGCACACCAGCACCCAAACCAGGGCCCUCUGCCUGGGUGAUGUGGGUGCACAGAGGCUCGCUGUCCAAAUCCAGGAGGACACAGGGAGAGGUGGAAACGCCCCUCCAAGAUCAUGGAGCAGGGGACACAGACCGCUCCUCUUCCCCCUACAAUGGAGGCCAGCACCCAGGCAGAGGGCCCUAGACACGGGGACACCUCCACCCAGUGUAGGGCCCUCUGCCUGGUAGAUGUGGGCUGUGACCCCCCGCCACACUUGUCAGUGAAGACAAUUGAAUUUCAAGGUCCAAAAAAACCGGGACAGCGUGAAAGGUUCCAGCUCACCUGGCUGCUCCCCUGCUGCUUCACCCAACGGAGGUGAAGCCCUGCACUCCUCCCCUCCCCGCCCACCCCUGUUGUCCCCUCCCUACGUCCAUCGUCCCCUGCCUGAUCUGGGAUGGGCCCAACUGGACUGGCUGACGUGUGGAAGAGAGACGUAUUGGUUCUGUGACAUGAUUCUCUUCUCCUGCUGCCAAGAGGAACCCCUCUCCAGGAAACCUCUGCAUUGCAGGGUCUGACCCAAGACUGGGAGGAGAUGGCUGCUCUCCACAGUAUGCUCUCCCUGCACAAUAAGCAGGGCGAGGGACUGGAGUCUCCAGUAACUUGCAUAGGUUGUCUCACUGCACCAGGGCAGCUUUGGCUUUCACAAGCAGCUUUGAAGGUCCAGUCAUCAGUUGGGAUGCCUCUGUCCCUGCAGAUAGCCCUUGACAUUCCGAGCGCUUUCGAAGCCAAGCCCCAAGUGUCUUCCAUGGGAGAAAGAUGCAAAAUCGCCCCAAGCCUUCCAACAGAUGAAUGAGUCUGAAAUGUGGUGUUGCACUUCCAUGGUACUUGUAAGAUCCUAGAAAGACCAGCAAUGAACUGCAGCAUACCACAAGUACCUGAAGACUGGGGUUGUGAAGGAAGCAAGAAAAUGGCAGGUUUUGUGACAUGCACAAGGGAGAACCCAGAUGUGAUUUACUUGCCUAGUGUGCUGGUGUGGGAAAUAUGCUAAGAUGCAUGCCAGCUGUGGGGUUCCCUCCUGGGGAGCUGCCUUUCCUUCAGGAACCUGUGCAAAACACCAGCCUGCCAAGAACAAGACUACCCAGCUAAUCUGUCAUCGUUACGGCGGUGCCAAACUCUGCCUGCAAAUGCGUGCGAGUAGUUCCCGUCACUUGUCUCUAAUUGUGAUCUAGUCAUCUUUCCCAUUUAUAGCUGUUUCCACUGUUUUCAGAUGCCUGUUUUCUUGCUGGGCUUGCCAGUUUUUGGAGGAUGGCCUGCAGCUUUAGACCAUUUGUCUGAUGGUGUUGUGACAUAACAUCAGUACAUUAGGCCAAAUUUAGUGCUGCUGUGCAAGACCACCAUCACGUCCCAGGACAGGUGUGCCUGCGUGACAUUCUUUGGCCCUGAAAUCAUUCUGCAGUUGGUAAAAUCCUCAGGGCUGUUCAGAACAGGAUGAGCAAGCCUCUGUUUUCAUAAUCCUUGUAUGCUUCUGGCAUCCCAUGGGUACAGCCUGGAAGUCUGUAGAGCUCCUUAGCUCAAGUGUCUUCUCACAGUUACAAUCCACCUCUAUUUGUCUCUCACCUGAGAUGCUAGUACUGUCCAGUAGAAAGAUGAUGUCAUUAUCCAUAAGGGUCUGCCAUAGUUUAAGUCACAAGUGCUAGCUGUACUAUCAAUUAUUAUCUGAUCUGUACAUGCUAGUUGUAGACAUGGAUGCGCCACAUUACAUCAGAUAUAUUCUAACCCUAUGUUUCUAUUCAGCGAUAUGCCUUCAUCUAAUACUGCAAUUUCUGUCAGGCCUUGUGAGCUGAGCAGUCACUUUUUGGGUGGGAGCCCAAGGAUGCCUAUAUACUGUAGGAAGCAGUCUUGGUAAUUCAGUCGGCGGCAGUCCUAGUAAGCAGGGUUGACCUAGGUUCCCUUCAUGGUGCCAGGGGGCAUUGAGCUGCUGUUGUGAAUUGUGGAGCUGAGCUACCACCUGUGUGGCCAUUAAAGAGCUUUUGCCGGUUUACGUGAGAGUAACCCCCAUGCCAUGGCCAGGCUCUGCUUUGGGUAACUACAGUCUGAAACCUGGGUCCCCCAGGAGUUUCAGUUUGAUGCAACAUCCUUUUUCCCUUAUUGUCCCUUGUCGCUGAGCUUUGUAUCAUUGCAGUUGGCUGCAUCCACAGGGGCAAUGGUAGCUCGCCAGUAGGUGAUGCGAUUCAUGUCUGAAGUUGGUGAGCCCAUAUCAUCCUGAAAAUGAUUUGGGAUGAACAACAGCUGUUUAAUUGUAAAGCUCUGCCCAGUGCCCCGAGUUUUCAAGAUGACUUCCUCUGGGAUUCGUGCACAGAACCCACAUCUCGCGUCAGAGACAAACUGCAGGCCUACAAUGACACUGCCAUGGAAGAGGUUUACCCUUUUGUGUUUUUCAGCUCAGUUAUAAGUAUAAAAAGAUCCAGGCAAGCAUUGUGUCCUUUUACCACAGAUAACUGUCCCCUUAGUCAGGGAAUGCGUCACACACUCAGCUGAAAAAAAAGAGUACUGUUUAAAAUGAUAUCCAGUAGAUUUGAAUUAGAAAAAUAGAUUUGUACUAGAAAACCCAAUAGAUUUUUAUUAGAAAAAUGCACCCCAGAAAGUUAACUUGUUUUCCCUCUAUUUUUAUGCUUUUAUGCCUUUGUUUAUGUAAAGGGUCCUUGGCAUAGGUGAAGGUUGCUGGCUUGAGAAGUUGGGGGCCAGGAGAGGCGGGCUGGUCAGCUGAGCAGCCACGUUUCACUUUUGGCUUGGAAUGGUUUUUAUUUGACAAGGCAAAAAUAUGCUGUCGCAGGGCACCUCGGUGCCUGCUCCUAGAGAGUGGAAACUGCCAGGGAGAGAGAGAGCGAGCCCUGGCAGGACAUAACGAGCCCAGCUGUGGGUUGUCAGGGAUAGAGCACCGCUGCGGGUUGCCGGGGCAUCUAGGGAGGGCCAGCUGUCUGCAGGAGGCAGGGCCUGGUCCUUAUAAAGCCCAGGGCUGAGGCCAGGCUGAGCAGCCGGAGGG
This is a messenger RNA of Alligator mississippiensis (American alligator), 8200 nucleotides long. RefSeq lists its product as uncharacterized. Gene Ontology annotation, molecular function: RNA-DNA hybrid ribonuclease activity; nucleic acid binding. The record is from RefSeq and is a predicted model, not a curated record. NCBI's taxonomy places the organism in Eukaryota, Metazoa, Chordata, Crocodylia, Alligatoridae. The transcript has 5 exons. The coding region runs from base 403 to 1722 and encodes 439 amino acids. Gene Ontology annotation, biological process: DNA integration.